Molecule: messenger RNA, 1640 nt
Organism: Gamsiella multidivaricata
Lineage: Eukaryota; Fungi; Mortierellomycota; Mortierellomycetes; Mortierellales; Mortierellaceae
Exons: 1
Coding region: 283-1536 (417 amino acids)
Source: RefSeq, a predicted model, not a curated record
UUGUUUCUCUUCUUCUCUCUUUACUCUUCGAGCCCUCUUCCUCCUCUUGCCAGUCCAUCCCCUCCUUCUCGCCUCCUCUCCCCCUGCCUUCUUCCCAUCCCCUGCCCUUCCGCCUCCAGCCCGGCACCCUCUGACGAUCACCCCCUUCGCCCAAGUCCUCCAUCGCCUCGAACUUCCUUCAUCCCACCUCAUCUCGCAAGACCCCUCCUGUCUCAUCCCUUCCUCUCAUCCUUCUUCACCCUCCUCCCUGCUUUGCCCGCCCUUCCAAGAGAAACCCCUAACAUGAAGCUAUCAAGGGCCACCCAGUUUCUGGCCUUGUGUGCAGCCUCGCUGCUGGUCACCCUCCCGUCUCUUACCCACGCACAGGGCCUCACUCAUGGCCCUCUACUACCCGGUGCGACCGAACACGCGACCGAAACCGCGACCGAACCCGCGACCGGGGCGCCUCAUCCUUCAGCUGCAACACCUACUCCCACCACGACUACGACCACCACGACCGCGGCCGCCCCUCCAGUUGCCACGACCACUGCACCUGCUGUAACAACAACAGCAAGUGUCACCACGACCGCUGUCCAUACCUUGACCACCUCGAGGACCACCGUAGCCGUGGUCACUACACUCACAGGCACAAUAGCUCCAACAACAACCGCCCCUGUGCUUCCGACCGAUGGCUCAUGUCUGAACUCCUUGACCUGCACAGGAGGGCAGAUCUGUGGUCUCGCUGGCAACUCUACCACUGGCAUGUGUAUGAAGGUCGCCAAUGUCUGUGCUGCCCAGCCGCUUCAACCCUGUGUCACCAGCGCAGACUGUCUUAACGUUGCGUUCUCGUAUUGCGCUGUAUUCAAUGGUUCAAAUGUCUGCACCGGAACUGGAAUCCCUGGAACGGACAACGAGUGCCAACAACCGGCUGACAACAGCUCCGUCAUGUCCACGCUCAAGUUUGCCGGUAUUGCUGUUGGAUCUGUCGCAGCGCUGGGUGUCGCCUUUGCUCUCGUUCGCUGGCAACGUCGUCGUCAGCGCUCAAAGAUGCCCGCGGAGAUGUUCGGAGAGAUGGACUAUGGUGCACCCAAGGCUGUCGAGAGCUAUCCGUUCUCGAGCCGUCCCAAUGCUCAUGGAAACGACCAUGCUCCCUCACCACCCGGUUUCAACGACGGAUACGACAACCACAACCAGUACUACGAAGAACCUGUUGGGUAUACUAACAACAUGCACGCGGGCAAGAUGCACCAGGAUCAGUACCAUGGCCAUGACCAAUACGACAACAACCAGUACUAUGGCAAUGGCCAGAAGGACGAUGGUUAUGGCUACAGUCAGCAUGGCGGCCAAACUAACGAUGGCUACUAUGACAACACUGGAUACGAUGAGUAUCCCCAGCAUCCGAUUGCGUCUCCUGCAGCUGCCAGGGCUGCGUCACCGCGCCAUCAGAACUUCAAUGCCAUGGAUGGCUAUGGUGCCGAGCCUUCAGAGCUGGACUUUGGUGGGCAUGGGCAUGGUCAAGUUGCCGGACACGGUGGAUAUGGCGGUGGUCGCUAUUAAAACACAGGUAGAAAGGCAGUUGUUUUGUCUUCUGUCCUCCCAUCUCCUCAUGUACUUUUCUCACUUUUGUUUAUCUUGGUAUUGAAAUAAACGGAAAACGAAGC